UUUAUUUUCUUCCGCCACAGCUCGAAAUAUUCUUUCCUAUGAACUGACCACCUCAUAUCUCAAGAUGUCGUGAUAACCGUUCAUUAUUGCAUCUAGCUAAAUUCACAAAAAUAUGACGGGGAUUUUCAGUAAAUGUCACAUCUCGUUUGUUUUAUUUUUUACGCUCUAUUAUUCUGACGUUUUUAUAUUUUCGGCCGCGACCGCCCAAGAGAAUGAUGAGUCACUGGAGCUCAUGCUGCCAGAGGAUGCAGUGUCCGACUUGGAGAACAGCCCCAAGUUCGUGGAGUCAGAAGACCUGGACUCUCUGCCGAAGAGGCAGUUCAAGACAGCUGAGAUCGCAGAUGCUGUGAUGGGAACCGAAGCCCCCAUCGAUCCAUCUGACAUCGAAUCCCUAUUCCCCAAAAAUGUGAAAGACUUCCAGUCAGGCUUUUCCCCGCCUUGUGAUGAGAACAGUGCCCAGUGCGGUUCACCUGCUGUGGAUGCUAAAGGAGAGUCACAGGAGGACAUGAGUGCCGAAUCAUCACAGCAGAUCACUCUUGACAUAGUGCGUGCGGACAUCACGCCAACUGAGGAGCAGAACACCACAGAGGCCGCCAAGACGUACAAGGUGAACUGUGAUAAGAGGAACGUCACAGGAAUGGACAAUUUCACUGUGCAGGUCCUCAACGCUUCACAGGACCUGAUGGAGUUCCUGAAUGCUAACAGCACAGAGUGCUCUGUGGUCCUGUUCUUCACCGCCUGGUGCCAAUUCUCAGCCAGCCUGGCACCUCACUUUAACGCCCUGCCCCGAGUCUUUCCCAGCAUGCACUUCCUGGCACUGGAUGCAUCUCAGCACAGCAGCAGCCUCUCCACCAGGUUUGGGACCGUGGCAGUGCCCAACAUCCUGCUGUUCCAGGGGGCCAAACCCAUGGCUCGCUUCAACCACACAGACAGAACGCUAGAGACGCUCACCUCCUUCAUCGCUAACCAAACAGGGUUUGAAGUCAGCCCUGACAAAAACGUGACAGAUUUAGACCGUCUCGGACCUCUCCCCAGUGUCCCGGUGAAGAGCAUCGACUGGCUGCUGGUCUUCUCGGUCCUCUUCAUCACAGGUUUCACCUUGUACGCCAUCCUACGGACAGACAGCAUCCGCUGGCUCAUACCGGGACAGGAGCACGAGCAUCAGGACUGAAAACAAACGGACUGCAAGACACUGGAUGUAAACAAUUAUUUGAUAAACCAUUUCAUUUCUUAUUAAAUUAACAGUUGCUAAUUUGCCUUUAUUGUAAGUGUUUGAUGAACAAAAUAAACUUAUGUGAAACAUUGUGA
This is a messenger RNA of Epinephelus moara (kelp grouper), 1308 nucleotides long. RefSeq names its product thioredoxin domain containing 15 (gene txndc15). The record is from RefSeq and is a predicted model, not a curated record. The transcript has 6 exons. Lineage: Eukaryota; Metazoa; Chordata; Actinopteri; Perciformes; Serranidae. Gene Ontology annotation, biological process: cilium assembly. The coding region runs from base 113 to 1171 and encodes 352 amino acids. Gene Ontology annotation, cellular component: cilium.